Microthlaspi erraticum is the source of this 753-nucleotide messenger RNA. NCBI's taxonomy places the organism in Eukaryota, Viridiplantae, Streptophyta, Magnoliopsida, Brassicales, Brassicaceae. The record is from the annotation of a GenBank genome assembly.
AUGAUGAAGUUGUUAAUUUGUCUCUCUCUCAUCGUGCUCCCUCUCAUUGCCGGUGCGGAAGUUCGUGAGCCCCCGGGAUGCUGGAAGCGGAUCAGAACUGUAUCAAUAUACGACGAGUAUGCGCAGUAUGCGGUUCGUAAGCAUAACGAGAUGACAAAGGAGAAUAUAGUGUUUGUACGAAUCCUCUCGGGGAAGCUGCAAUUGGACUACGGCACAAGGUACUAUUUUAUAAUGGAGGGGAAGAAUGGAGAUGACAUAAUAUUCGCCGUCAACACCAAUCGGAACCUACCGGAGAUAUCAACGGUUUUGGAGACCAUGAACACUGAGAAUAAUCAGAAUCAGAAUCAGACUUUUCAGUCGAAAGUGAUCUCACAUGCAUUUUCAUCUGGUACUAUCAAGCAAAGCCUUGUGUUCUCUUCCCUGGGUCUUCUCGAUAUUGGUGCGAGCGAAAACGCCUACAUCUUCAGAGUCCAACUCCCUGGCACUGGCAAAAAUCAAAAUAAGAUCAAAUGUGAGAUUCAGAGGGACGGAAGAGUCAUCAUCCAAGGAGUGGUUCCUGAGACAAGGAUCGCAAGUGAAUCAGGAUGCUUAUACAGAAUGCAAGUGCAUCAGAGCUGCCCUCCAGGUCCAUUCUCAAUCGGGUUCAAUCUUCCGGGACCAGUGGAUCCUCGCUUGUUUUCUCCAACGUUUAAACCUUUUGGGGUCCUUGAAGUCGUUGUCGUCAAGCUCGGUGUACGCAUCCCUCCUCCAUAG